AUGGAUAGGUUGGGCAGCGAAUUAGAAAUGAAUUGCAAAUUAUUAUCAACAUCUGUUGUGUCUACUAUCAAGUAUGGUAAUAGAUACAAUGUUAUAAAUGGGACUAUUGGAAGAUCUUUAAAUCAUACAAUCAAUAAUAAUCAAACAUAUGUUGGUCAAAUUUGUAGAUACAAUCGAUGGUAUUGCUCUUCCUCCUCAUCAUCAUCAACACCGCCACCAAACGAUGAAGAGGAGAGUAAAAAAAAGAAGAUAGAAGAAAUGUUAAAGAACAAGGUUGAUUAUAUAUCUCGAUUACGUAAAGAGAGACAAGAAAAAGAGGAACAAGAACAAAAAGUACGUGAUGAAAGAUCAGUCUUUGGAAAGUUGUUUGAUGCAUUCAAGAAAUCAUUUGAAAAGUAUAAUAAUCAGAAUCAACAACAAUAUCAACAACAACAUGGAUAUCAACAAGAUAAAAAAGGAAAAGAACAAACUACAAUAAUAUACAUGGUGGUUGGUGGCGCUGCACUAUUGCUUGGUGCAUCGGCCAUUAUACGUACAUUGUUUUCAAUGAACGAUGAAAAGGAGCAACAAGCCAAUAUGCAACGUAGACUACAAUAUAAAUACCAACAACACUUGAAACGUGAAAAGGAAAAAGAAGAGAAACGUGAAAAGGAAAGAGAAAAGUAUAUAGAAUACCAAAGACUAUUAAAAGAGGAACAAGAAUUAAUUGUUAAAUUACAACAACAAAAAUCACAACAACAACAACAACAACAACAUCUAUCAAAUUCUUCUUCUUCCUCUUUAUUUGAAGUUGAUUCACCUCCACCAUCAUCUUCAACAUCCACCAUCUCUUCCUCUUCCGCUUCCUCUUUGGACACACAACCAACUUUAUCUUCUUCUUCAACGCCAUCUGAAAAUUGGGAGGAACAAUUGGGUUUGAGCGUGGAUGAGAGGGACAGUGACCAAGAUAGUCUUUAA
Messenger RNA from Cavenderia fasciculata, 957 nucleotides. RefSeq lists its product as uncharacterized. NCBI's taxonomy places the organism in Eukaryota, Evosea, Eumycetozoa, Acytosteliales, Cavenderiaceae. The coding region runs from base 1 to 957 and encodes 318 amino acids. The record is from RefSeq and is a predicted model, not a curated record. The transcript is spliced from 3 exons.